Acytostelium subglobosum LB1 is the source of this 1509-nucleotide messenger RNA. RefSeq lists its product as hypothetical. The record is from RefSeq and is a predicted model, not a curated record. The transcript has 5 exons. Lineage: Eukaryota; Evosea; Eumycetozoa; Acytosteliales; Acytosteliaceae. Gene Ontology annotation, cellular component: Golgi apparatus. The coding region runs from base 1 to 1509 and encodes 502 amino acids. Gene Ontology annotation, molecular function: protein binding.
AUGAAUGUAAAGAGCAGGUUCCUUCGGAUUAUAAAGAAGUGUAAUAUAUUCAAGAAGUCCUCGUCUAGCAAGAUGAAUAGCAACAACAAGGGAAAGGAAUUGGAGGAGGUUGAUGUUUCCAACUCAAUCACAUUACCCUAUGAGGUUAUAUUACAUAUAUUCAAGUUCUUGGAUUUACAUGAUAUAUGUAAACUUAGAUUGGUCUCUAAGACUAUGUUGAAGAUAUCAUCCGAGUAUUCGAUAUGGAAGAAGUUCAUGAUCCAUUUGAAGACCUACAACAAACCACCUCCAAGAGUAUGUCACACAGCUGUCGUACACAAGAAUCACAUGUACAUCUAUGGUGGACAUCUUCCAGACAGUCACAACUUUAUCAAAGAUGUCAAGAGUGAUCUACAAGAGUUCAACUUUGAUCGCAGGAAAUGGACAAAGAAGUCUACGAAGGGUCUGGCUUUGCCAGAGAGGACUGAACAUUGUGCUGUAGUGUACAGGGACUCAAUGUAUAUAUUUGGUGGAUAUUCGGUGGCUCAUACAUACUAUGAUGUGGCAUUGUACAGAGUGAACUUGGAGACAUUUGAAGUGACUUCAAUAGCUGGCAAGGGACAACUACCACCUGGAAGGUCUGCACACAGUGCCGUCGUAUGGAAGGACUACAUGUAUAUAUUUGGUGGAUGGAAUGGAAGUGAUUCAAACAACUCAUUCUAUCGAUUCAAUUUCUUGAGCGAAGAAUGGUCUGAGGUGCCAGCAACGGGCACACCUCCACCGCGAAUAAGGUCACACUCUUGUGUUCAACAUGAUGACUUUAUGUAUGUUGUUGGAGGUUAUGGACCGGACGGUCACACACCUUACCCUUUCAGCUAUGACUUGAUCAACGAUGUGUGGACGCCGUUGAUCGAUGGCAAGUCUGGUCCGUGUGCCAGGUCUAGGAUGAGAUCGAUCGUCUUUGGUAACAGUCUAUGGUGCUUGGGUGGAUGGGAUCGUACGCGAUACUACAACGAUCUCUGGCGAUUCAGUUUCGAGUCGAGGACGUGGACCAAGAUGGACAUUGACUUUGAUCUCACAGGCAUUGGACAGUACUCAAUGGUGCUGCAUAACAAUCAACUUUACAUGUAUGGAGGAUACAAUCCAGAGUGUUCAUCGCCUCAGACCGAUAUAUACACUUACAUCGUUGGCAAUCCUGGUCUUGCCGAUGCCGAGGUCAUGGCAUUGGAGAAGAUAUACGACGAGGAGACUUCGUUGUCAUCGUCGUCAGAGGAGUAUACACUCACCUCUUCAUUAUCAAGGAGCAAGAUGCGUUGUUCGCUUGAGACUGGCAGCACUUCAUCAUCUUUCAGUUCAUCCUCCUCUUCCUCAUCUUCUUCUUCAUCAUCCAAAGGUAGUGAAGCAGACAGUGCUGCCUCUACUACUCCUAUAGUAUCAAUGGACAUUGAUGGGCCUGACAAGGUUGAUGUUAUUGAUCUGCCACGUUCCAGGGGUAGUAGUAGUAGUGGUGUCGGAGUGCCAUCCAACUAG